Molecule: messenger RNA, 577 nt
Organism: Marmota monax (woodchuck)
Lineage: Eukaryota; Metazoa; Chordata; Mammalia; Rodentia; Sciuridae
Product: homeobox-containing protein 1-like
Exons: 2
Coding region: 110-577 (155 amino acids)
Biological process (GO): positive regulation of DNA-templated transcription
Cellular component (GO): nucleus
Molecular function (GO): double-stranded telomeric DNA binding
Source: RefSeq, a predicted model, not a curated record
GAGGAUUUGGAGAAUGGUAAAGAACACUGAUCAUCUCUGGAAAACUUAUUGAUCCACCUCAUGUAAAGUAUGCUCAGUUCCUUUCCAGUGGUGUAAUUUGCUGGAAACCAUGUCUCACUAUACAGAUGAACCCAGAUUCACCAUAGAACAGAUAGAUCUGCUUCAGCGCCUUCGGCGUACUGGAAUGACUAAACAUGCAAUUCUCCAUGCCUUGGAGACUUUGGACCGUCUUGAUCAAGAGCAUAGUGACAAGUUUGGAAGAAGGUCCAGUUAUGGAGGAAGUUCAUAUGGGAACAGUACCAACAAUGUUCCAGCAUCUUCCUCUACAGCUACAGCCUCUACACAGACCCAGCAUUCGGGAAUGUCCCCAUCACCUAGCAACAGUUAUGAUACCUCCCCACAGCCUUGCACUACCAAUCAAAAUGGGAGGGAGAAUAAUGAGCGAUUGUCUACAUCCAAUGGGAAGAUGUCACCAACUCGCUAUCAUGCAAACAGCAUGGGUCAGAGGUCAUAUAGUUUUGAAGCCUCAGAAGAGGACCUAGAUGUAGAUGAUAAAGUGGAAGAAUUAAUGAGGUAG